Messenger RNA from Protopolystoma xenopodis, 471 nucleotides. The record is from the annotation of a GenBank genome assembly. Lineage: Eukaryota; Metazoa; Platyhelminthes; Monogenea; Polystomatidea; Polystomatidae.
AUGCUUGCUUUCUUCCAGCGUAUCCUUGAUUGGAUCAAAGGCUUGUUUUGGAAGGAAGAGAUGGAACUAACCAUUGUCGGUCUACAGUAUUCUGGGAAGACUACGUUUUUGGGCGAAUAUCAUGAUGAUAUGAUCCCCACUGUUGGAUUUAAUAUGCGCAAAGUUGUAAAGGGUAACGUUUGGGAUAUUGGAGGACAACCGCGUUUCAGGACGGAUCCUGAUAAAUUAGAAGCAGCUAGAAAUGAAUUGCACAACCUGCUAGAUAGGUCUCAAUUAAUGGGGAUUCCUGUCCUUGUUCUGGGUAACAAGCGUGAUCUUCCCGGUGCUUUAGCCGAAAAUGAGUUAAUUUCCGUUCUAAAUCUGGGUGCAAUUACUGACAGGGAAAUUUGUUGCUACUCUAUAUCGUGCAAGGAGCGCGAAAAUAUUGAUAUCACCUUACAAUGGCUUAUUAAACAUUCUAAAUCUGGAUAG